GCAGGUGCACCCUACAUAUUAUACAAAGGGACAAGCCGGUGAGCGACAGUUGAGCACCACACUUCGCCAUGGAGACUGUACUGGUGUUGGUGUUGGAGUCACUGCUGCUGGCUACCAUCCCUGCUUGUGCUUCGGAACUGUUCGGGGCGAGGAUGCUGAGGGUGGUGCCGGAAAGCCAUGACCAACUCGACCACCUACAUUUUAUGCUCGUUAACUCCCCAUUUGACUUCUGGAGGGAGCCUCGCGAAGUAGGCAUGCCAGUGGACAUUAUGGUCACACUCUCCGAGCUGCCUGAGCUGAUACACACCCUGACAAGCCAAGGUCUCACGGCGGAGGAGAUCAUCAAAGACGUGGGCCAGAUGGUCGUGGAGCGAAGUCUUGCAGUGUAUGCGCGAGGUCCCCGAGCCAUGGACUGGGAGGACUUCCAUGACUAUACCACGAUCACCAAGUGGCUGACCUCGUUGUCCAAAGACUACCCUAACCUAUGCACUUUGGAGGAGGUAGGCAAGUCUUAUGAGGGCCGCCCCAUGAAGCUGUUCAUGGUGGGCAAGGGCGGCGCAGACAACCCGGGCAUUUUCAUUGAUGGAGGCAGCCACGGGCGUGAGUGGAUCGCUCCCGCCACCGUCACCUACAUGAUCAACAAACUUGUCACUAACAGCACUGAGUACGACGACUUGCUGUCCCAAGUGAACUUCUACUUCAUGCCAGUCAUCAACCCUGACGGUUACGACUUCACCUUCAUAAACCCUAACAAUCGCUUCUGGCGCAAGACCCGUUCAGACUACCGCCCAAAAGUGCCAGAAGAGUCAGAAGAACCAGAAGAAUUAGAAGAAAACCCAGUCUGCAUUGGCGUUGAUGCAAACAGAAACUGGGGUCACCACUGGAUGGAGGGUGGCGCCAGCAAUAAUUCCUGCCGAUUUACCUACGCCGGACCCGAACCUUUCUCUGAGGUGGAAAACAGGGUGGUGCGGGACCAGAUUCUGAGGCUACGCAGCAAGCUCAAGAUGUACCUCUCAUUCCACUCAUACGGGCAGCAGUUCAUGUACCCCUGGGGCUACACCCACGUCUACCCUGAUGACUGGAAGGAGCUGGACGACAUAGCCCGGAAAGCAGUCAGUGCCCUCACGGCUGUCUAUGGCACCAAUUACACGAUCGGCACCACCAACAACAUCUUCCGGAGAGCCUUAGCGGGAGGCUCACAUGACUGGGUCAAGAGCGUGGCCAACGUGAAGCUUUCUUACACAGUGGAACUGGGGAACUCUGGCAAUCUCUUCUGUCCCAACAGCUCCGAUAUCAUCCCAUCCGGCGAGGAGACCUUUCAGGCGCUCCUGGUCCUCGCCGACCAUGUCAAGGAAACAUAUGCUCACUAACAAGUUGAACCCAAAAGUGCCACUACGAGAUGAAGCAUUUAGUAGUUUGUGAUGAUGAUAGUGAAGGAUUAAGAUAAAAUAUAUAAUGAAAUUAAACAUCUAUUUGAGUGAACGAAGAAAUAGAGAGCCUGAGCACUACAGGAAUGAUCCAUAACAGGAGUAUGUACAGUAAGCUUCUUGGUAUUGCAGCCCCAUUUAUAAAUUUUGAUGGCAUGAAAGAAGGAAUCAGCCUUCUUGAAUCAACUAGAAAAAAGAGGGACUUCUUAACUCGAUAGACUACGAGUGUGGGAGUCAGUGAGAGGUAGCAGAGUGUGGCGUCACCACGGCGCCACCAGGAGGCUGCGUUCACCACGACGCUCAGUGCUCCCCCCUGUGGCUGCAGCAGUGACACUCACACCUCAGCGAUUUGCAUGCGCUGAUCAGCUGUAGGCUCUCAUUAACAUUACAAAACGCUAAUUCUCCAACGAUUAUGUAGAGGCUGGAGCAUUUCUUGCUAUCAUCAGUAAAGAAGAAAAAAUCCA
Scylla paramamosain (green mud crab) is the source of this 1891-nucleotide messenger RNA. RefSeq names its product carboxypeptidase B-like. The coding region runs from base 69 to 1370 and encodes 433 amino acids. The transcript is spliced from 9 exons. The record is from RefSeq and is a predicted model, not a curated record. Gene Ontology annotation, molecular function: zinc ion binding; metallocarboxypeptidase activity. Lineage: Eukaryota; Metazoa; Arthropoda; Malacostraca; Decapoda; Portunidae. Gene Ontology annotation, biological process: proteolysis.